CCACCAUACUUUAUUUUUAUGUCUCGUUGACUAUCUCGUACAGCUGCGAUGAAUUCUCGAAUCUCGUAACGACAUGUAAACAACCGGUACCUGUAGCUUUGCCUGCAAACUGCACUCGCACAAUUGCCAUUGAUAAAUUCCACAAUUUUUCUUUCUUUUCACCAUAUGAAGGUAUGUCAGGCAAAAGCUAGGAUCCAGUACAGACAUGUUUUGAAUACUAACAAGUAAGUAGAUCUAAUUGACGUUCGAAAGAGAAGAGCAUGACUUCCAAAUUAACAUCUGGCGCUGCUGAUGACAAGAGCGACGACGAGAAUGACAAUGGCACUGGAGGAAGUGGGGGAGUUCUGUUUUACGUCAAUAAAGAUGGUUUUCCCAUGACUCACCAAACAUUUGAAAAAAUGUUUAAUCAUUGUGCAAGGAUUCAUCCAGAUAAAGAAAAGAUGGUGGAAAAGAUUCAAGGCAACAAAAACUUACCGAAGGUUCCCAUUCCCUCAGUCCCUGCUGUGCACCUUUACCAGUCUGUUGGAGCUAGAUUAGAAGCAAUCCAGGACUAUAUGAAAGAACUACAAUACAAUCACACUGGUAUGCAGUUUUAUGAAAUAAAAAAGAACAGGCCUUUAUCUGGUUUAAUGGAUUCUGCUAAAGAAAUGAUCAGGGAGUCACUACCCAUCAAAUGUUUGGAAGCUGUAAUUCUAGGAAUCUACUUGACAAAUGGAACCCCGGGAUUAGAACGGUUCACAAUAAGUUUUAAGACUCAAUUCCAUGGGAAUGUUCAUAGACAUGUGGUACUUGGUUUGGUUCAUAACUCACGCUAUGGUGCUCUUGGUAUGAGCAGGAGAGAAGAUCUCAUGGAUAAACCUCUUGAAUUCAAGUCACUAUCUGAGCUGAUCUUUAGCUACCAAGAUGCAUAUAAGAAGUAUUGGCAUGUAGUGAAGAAACUGAAGGUUGGAUUACCAAUCGCUCAUGAUCCACAUAGUUUUGAACAGAUACAAUGGCGGCAUCUGUCUCUUAACAUGUGGAAAAUGACUCGCACUGAAGCAAGCAAGGAGAUUGACAAAUAUGCAAAAGAUAUGAGAGCAUGUUACAAAUCAAGUCGCUCAGGGCAGUCCAACUAUCAGUUUGUCCAAGAAACCAACCCUUACAACUCACCUCGUAGGAAUCCUAUUCCUAGUACUCCUAGGGUUCAUAGAUCAUCCUCUCCUAUCGUUGUCAGGGUAACACAAGCUGGAGCUGAUGGUAGUGAUGAUGAUGGACCAGUGGUAGAAAAAAGGUUAACAGGUGGUGGAUACGAAAUCAGAAUAUAAUACCGAUAUUAAUCACUAAUCCGUUGCCUAAUGGAGCACAAGAUAAGUACUAUAUCUGUGGGAAUUACAAAAAUCAUCUGUCAAUUGGUUAAUUGUCUUUUAUUACAGGGGCCUGCUUUAUAAAGACUUCUUAGUAAUGCAUAGUUUCUAUCACAAUUUUAUGAUCAGCCAAUCAGGUUGAAUAAUGUCAGUAGCUUUUAACUGUUAUUGCAAAUUUGUUAUAGUAACAAGUUUUAUGAAAUGACCUUCUGAUCUAUGUAGAAACAUGAUAUAGAGUUUUUAAGGUAUUUAUCAUCUGUAAAUGAAAAAAAAAUGUUUUAUAAUUGUCAGUGACUGUAUCGAAAAGUAAUCAUGUGGUUCAGUUGUUGUUUGUAUUAUGAGAGAGCAAGGCAGGUCUAUGUUAGAAGGAGUGAGAGAGAAAGAUAAGAGAGAGAAAGAUAAGAGAAAGAAAGAAGAGGAAGACAGAGAAGGGGUCGGGUGCAUGGUAGAGGUUCUAAAAAAACUAAAGAAGAUUUUUUGUGUGUGAAAAUGGUGAAACAUUUAAGAAAGAGAGAUGGGGGAGAAACUUUUAAGAGAAAGCAGUGCAAUGGCCAGAGACAUUGGUAGAAGGGAAACUGAGAGAUGGUAAAAUAGAAGGCCAAAUGAGAAAGCAAAAAGAAAGUAAAAAAAAAGAUUAAGAGAGGGGGUUGGGGGAGACAUAAGAGCAUGAAGAACAGAAUAAAUGCUUUAAUGUGUUUUUUUGCAUUUUGCCAAAUAAAAAUCUACAUUUCCAAGGAUUCAAAUGUGAUUAGUUGUGCAUUUAGAUAUCACAUCGAUCCUAAUGUUUGUCUUUCAAUCCCAAUAGCUGCUUUGAAAGAAUAUAACCAAUAACCAUUCAUUUUUUUAAAUAAGUUUUAUAAGUUCAGGGCAUCACAGGAAAUCUUAAUGAAGAUUCAAAGACUUUUUUUAUCUUCCUUGUUAAAAUUUGAUACCUAAAUAUUUGUUGUUAGUAUUUAUGUUGUAUAUUAUUUAUUUAGUAUUUAUUUGUAUUCUUUGUAAAAUUAGUUAUACAUGUUAAGUACUUUGAUAUAUUUUUUUACAAAAUCACCAAUUUGGCUCUUUACUACUUUUUCAGUCUUUCAUAUUGAAUAGUUUAAAGGCAUGUCACGAGCCAAUUUUGUCUCUGCAAUUUGUUUCCGUCCGAUGUUUACUGUUCCAUCCAUUAUUGUUUGAAUAGGUAAUUGAAUGCAGAAUAUUAGUGCAUUGAUUCUCACUUCCUUGCUUUAAUACUAGCUCAGACCCUUUACCAGGGGGCCACUUAACUAUAUUGAUCUAACAUGAAGAACUUAAUCAGGAAAACGGGAUUUGGGUGGUUGAAAUGCAAAAGUGAAUUGUACGUGAUGUAUUAGUGUGUUGAGAAUACAACAAUAACAGAGAAGAAAUGUAAGAGAUCUAUGCAAAAAAAAAUGAAUGUGUUUCUGAGUUUAUCAUAUUGCUAAUGGGAUAUUUUUUCCUCCAUAUCAGUUGGAUUUUUGUGCCACCUAGGAUUCCGUGAUAAAGGGCAUUCUAUAUAAGCCAGUUUGUAGUUCCACUCUGCGCAUGAUCAGAGGAAGGUCAUUUGUACUAAAGUGACAUGGUGGUUUAAAAUUUAAUGAGAUAAGCACCAACUUCGAUGUCUUGAUUAUUCAUAUAUUCUUUUGAAUUGUGUUUUUCAUACACAUCCACAAAAAACAAUGCGUCCAUGAAUGACUGGUUUAUUUCACAGUUUGCCAAGUACAUUGUACAACAUCCUCUGAUAUACAUUCAAAGUAGUAAUGCAACAAAUACCUUCAUAGAGUGUUCAUUGAUGUGCUAUUCUAGUCACCUGGUCUAUUCAAAUACUUCUUCGCGCUAUGUAAGGCAUGCAUACGUAAUAUCUUGCUUUGAAAUCUGCCUAUCUUAAUGAAAGAAAUGAAAGGUCAUUUGACCAAAAUUGUCCACGGAGUAACUACAAACUGGUCUAUUGGCAUUACAGUUGUGGGGGGGGGGGGGUUACAAUUUAAAUGAAACGUGAAUAAAGUAUAAAUUUGACCUAUAAAAUGCAUUUAGGGAGUCAUUUUUAUUUUUGAACACCUGUGGUCAUGCAUGUGUACAGCAUUGUGGUUAAGUGGCCCAAGGUUUGAUUUGUUUAAGGAGAAUUUGAGGCUCUUUGAUCAUUAUGAAUUGACUUUCCACCAUUUAGAUGAUGUCUGAAUUUGGAGGUUGAUAAACCCAACUUUAAAUUGUGUUAAUUUGUACCAAUUACAUUGGAUACUACUCACACAAACCACACAUUUUAUAUUUGUAUACUUGUUAUAUGAAUACUUCCAUUAAUAGUUCCGUCCAAAUUCAUACCAAAAAAAAAAUAGUACCGUCCAAACUUUGUGUCACCUUGUGAACUUCAGAAUAUGAUAUUAUGCAAGAUAUUUCAUCAUGACUUCUAUGAAUUUUUUAGUAUUGAUUUCAUUAUUGCAAGAAAUUGGUGGAUGAAAUUUAACGUAUUUGUUGAACUGAAAUAAAGAUUUAAAGCAUAAUA
Lytechinus pictus (painted urchin) is the source of this 3837-nucleotide messenger RNA. Its product is annotated as tubulinyl-Tyr carboxypeptidase 2-like. The record is from RefSeq and is a predicted model, not a curated record. Bases 261 to 1304 code for a protein of 347 amino acids. Gene Ontology annotation, biological process: regulation of angiogenesis. Lineage: Eukaryota; Metazoa; Echinodermata; Echinoidea; Temnopleuroida; Toxopneustidae. Gene Ontology annotation, cellular component: cytoplasm. The transcript has 9 exons.